UUUAUCUUAAUUUUAUGUUUUAUUAAAUAAGAUGUAUAUUAAAAUAUUAGGAAAAAUAAUAAAAUAUUAGUAAAAAUUAUUUUAAAAUAUGAUUUAAAUUUAUAAAAAAAUAUUUACUGCACAUGGUGUAGAAAAACACCUAGUUUACAAUUAAAUUAACUGAUUUAAAAAAAAUUAAUACGUUGAACGAUUAAUAGGUUUGGAAACAAAAUUUUGAAAAUAGAAAAACAAUAAUCUAGUUCUUCUUUUGUGAUGAAAACAACACCAAUCUAGCUCCAUUGGAGAUGGUCUUAGGUAAUGGUUAUUUGUCCACCUCCAUUUACGUUAUUAUGCAGCUAACGAUUUGUUCUUUUUAGUAACGAAAGUUAGUUGUGAAGUGUAUAUAUCUACUCUUAACAUGAAGAAGGAACUGUGAGAGUCUUGUAUAUUAAACUCGCCGAUUUUUUUUUUUUUUUUCUUGGUUCCACCAUCGAUUUAGAGUUUGUUUCAGAUGAAAGGUAAACCUAAAGUUUUCUUUUCUUUUGACUGUAUGCAUGCAUGCAUGCAUUUACAAAAACAGUUUUUAAAUCGUGGAGGUGAGCAGGGUUGUUGGACUUAGACCAUCCGCAACGGUGGUUUUAACACAAUCCUUAGUAGCUAAUCCUUAACUAUUAGGAUUAUAAUAGUAAUAUUUAGCCAAGAAAAGCUAAGGAUAAGUCCUAAGCUAAAGAUUAAAAUGUGUUGGUCCUUGUUGACGUGGCAGGAGUAAUUGGUUCUGACUUGUGUAGGGUUUCGCGACUUCGUUUUAUUUGGACGCAACACGAAAAAAAAAAAUCAGAGACGGCGAUUAAGGCGAUCUUUCUCUCGACCGCUAAGAAGAGAAAUCGAAGGGUUCUCGUCACUAAAGAGGAUACUCGAAGGGUUCUCGACGGUAGCAAAGGUAAAUCGAAGGGUCUUCUUGUUGAUUUAGGGAUUUACGCUAGAUUUCAUUUUGGUUUCUUCUCAAAUUAGGGUUCGGAUUUGAGAUUUCAAUCGAUUUAUAUAAUUUUUGGAGAUCAGUUAGCGUUUGAUAACGAUUUGUUUGUGAAUCGAUUUUGGGAUUGUUUUAUUUCUAAUCAAGGUUUAAAAACGAUAAGGGUUUCAAUCGAUUGGGGGAUUUUUUGCGCUUGUAGUAAGUGUUUCAAAAAAAUUAGUCAUUGUUGAUAUUGUUUACAUUCAUUUCAUGUCUGCUUGGAAACUUAUUGUUGAUAUUGUUUACAUUCGUUUCUUGUUUGCAGAUGGCGAAUCCACAUGAGCCUUAUUUCUUUAAGCCUCUACUUCCUGGUUUCCACAGUGGCGUCGUAAGAACCUCACUCUUUCUAUUUGUUUACAUUCGUUUCUUGAUUAGAUGUAUUUGUUGUUUGAUUAACUUCGCCUUUUCUUGCAGACAAUACCACUUGCCUUCUUCUCAAGCACAUAGAACGGAAGACGAACUAGAAAACAUGGAAACUAAGAUCGGACGCUUCAGAUCAAACUUGGGAAGUGAUACAAGAAGGCAGGACACUCACCGGAGGUUGGAAAGAUUUCACCACAGCACAUGACCUUAAAAUCGGUGACCUUGUCAUCUUCAAACUCGAAGGAGACAUGGUGUUUCAUGUCACUUCUUUUGGUUCUAGCUGUUGUGAGCUUCAGUAUACACAUCCUCACAUCAUCAAGGAAGAAGCCGACGCGGGUGAUGCUGAUGACAAUGAGAUUAGUAAGUUUCAAUCAAAGUUCAUCGUUUUGGUCCUACCUGUUGUGAGAUGUUUUGACGUGGAAAUUGUUUCUUUUAUUUCAGGAGGAACAUGGGCAAUGUCUUCGUUCUCAUUCGACUACUGUUUUUUGGCUGAGGUCACUGCUUCAAAUCUAAAAGCAGACAAACUUGUGAGUCAAUUUUCAUACGUAUAAACCAUAUUUAGUUAGUCAAUUUUCAUACGCCUAAACCAUAUUCUGUGUUUGCAGUAUCUUCCUAAGUGAGCUAUGAGUUCUACUGCUUUGAACAAAAAAUGCCAAUAGAUGAUACUAGUGAACAAAGAGGGAAAUUCUUGGACUGCGAAUUUGCGAUUUAGCGAAGCAGGCGGCAUGUAUUAUAUCACAAGAGGCUGGGAAAAGUUCUGUCGUGAUAACAGAUGCGACAUAGGAGACUUAUUUGUGUUCAAUCUGGUUGGAGAUGGGAAAACUACUCCAUUGUUGUGUGUAUGUCCGGAAAGUAAAGAGUGUUCUGAACUACUCAGCAAACACUUGAGUAGAAAGCGUGGUGAGUCUUCUCCAUUGCCUUGCUUGAGACGUCUUUAACUUACUUGUUCUUUCUUUGCUUCUGGUUUAACUUGCUUGUUUGGUUUUGUUCUGUAGGUGAUAUUGCUUCAAGCUCACGGGUGAAUUAGGAGAAUGGUCAAGUAGUCUUGCGUCUCUUUAGCUAUGUAUCUCAGACUUGUUUAGAGCUUCUAUCCUCUUGUUUUCCUUGCUACAAUGUACUUGUAAUGAUCAUUUCAGUUUAGACUCAAGUUCUUGUGUUUCUCUACUCUCUAUUCAUUUCAGUUUAGACUCAAGUACUUAUAAGUUUAAAUCUUUGUACUCUACUCUUGUAAGUUUAAAUCUGUUUAGCUAACUACAAUCUUGCUUCUCUUCAUUCUCUUCUCUUCUAUGUUAUACAAGUAAAAAGAUAACUUGUACAAGUAAGAACAUAACAAAAUCAAGCUAAGAAGAUAACAAAAGUUGUACAAGUAAGAAACAUAAUUUAUUUACAAAAUGAGAAAUUAUAUACAAAACUUUUACUUAUAGAUAAAAAUUAAAACAUAAUUUAAAGUUAUAGUGUAAAAAAAAACACUAAUUUUAGCUUUUAGUUUUAAAAAAAAUAUAAACCACUUAUUUGAUUUGAUUCAAAAUAUUUGUAUGUUUACAUUUUCUUUUCUAAUAAAUGUAAAUUUUUAAUUUCUUGUUUAAAAUUUUAAAUUUCUAAGAUUAAAAAAAAACACUAAGGACUCCAUAUUGAAUAACACCAUUGGACCUAUAAUUAUGAUAAGAAUCCUUAACCAUUGAAAAAAAAAACAUUAUAAUAUAGCUAAGGAUUCCAAUGGUGGGUAACACUAUUGGAGUUGCUCUUAGAGCUUUAAACCAUAACACAUAUUUUAGUCUGAUUAAAAGAUGAAAUUUGCGAAACGUUUUCUAGGAACUGGACACAGCGGCCAAGGAUGAAAUCAUAACCGGGAAUCCACAACUUAUGUUUCAAUUUUCUCAAAAAAAAACUUGUGGUUCAAGUCAGGUAGUCAAAAUGUCUACCCCAACUUAUUCUCUUUAAUGUCUAUUCCUAUAUUGGAAUAUUAAGAAGAAAGGUUACAGAGUAAUGAUUUGCCAACAUCUUUUGGCUGUCAGAUUUGAUAUGCUGCUAAAUAAUUGGUGCAAGUAGAUCCUUAACCAACAUGAAUAAUCGACCUUGAAGACCCAAGGGCUACGAGACAAAACAAAGAUUAAGAAAGGUCUUCGAUUGCAUGAAAACAAUUUUUCAUUGAAACUCUUGACCAGACCGAAGGAACAAAACGUUCCUGGAAAUUUUUAUUUACCCUUUGCAUAUGUUUGUUAACUCAUCGAAGUUAUUUAUCCAAAAGAAGAUUAUAAAUCUCAUCAACCUAAUAAUUCUAAAUUUUAGUGAUUAGCUACAUUUGAAUAACAAUAUUCAAUUCUACCUUUUCAGAGAAAAACAGUCAAAGAUACAUGAGCAUAUUCAUGAGAUAUUUUGACUGUAUAAUAAUGCUCUCGCAUCCUUUCCCAAUUGUUUUCUGUUCCUAAAGAUGCGAACAUAGUGCGCCUUUGGUUUUGGCAAUGGUGGUUUGCUCACUAAUUGUUGUUUUAUAAACAACUAUAUCCAUGAUAAUAGCUUCUGUUAGAGUUGACAAAACAAAAUAAUUCCAUAUUAUCCGUUAAAAUAAACCCCACCCAAAUGAUAGGUUAUAGUCAAGUAUCCAUUUUUCAAAGAUGCAUUAAUUAAUCAACUCCAAAGCAUAAAUUCCAUCGAAAUAAUUACAUCCUCAUAUACUCCCUGAGGCCAGAACUUAAAACGAAUUUAAAUUGUUGUGUUACUUUAAGUAAUCCAAAUAAUGGAUAUUUGUGUGAUUCAUGUCGCUUCACGUGAACUAGUAGUAUGCACAUAAACAAUGAUCACUGGUCGUGAAUCCCUCUAGUCUUUUUUUUUUAAUCCAUCUAGUCCAUGCACUUAUUUCGAAUGGGAUAGAUUGUAUACUUAUAUAAGCUGCUGAUCAACUAUAUAGUAUAUUCAGUAUUUCUAAAAUUAAGUAUGAAAUAGACAUCAUUUUAGUACGAAAUAGACAUGUCAAAUUUGUCUCCAAAAGAUAGGAAUUGAGUUAUGCUUCUCAACGACGGAACGUGGCAUUACCUUUAACACUCAUUUAUGGUUGGUUCCGAAAACUAUUUAUAUGUAUGAUAUUCUAUAUCUAACGAAAACUAAAAUGCUACUCCUGCAACAUUUAGGAACAUAUUGCUUUGGUUAAUAUAAGGAACUUAUUCAAAUACAAAUAUAUAUUUAGCAUGUUAGCACUAGGUGUUCAACUAACCGAGAUUCCACCCACGACAUGUUGAACCAAAGUUUAUAACCAAAUAAUUUAAAUGCACACAGCUGGAUUCGAAUUUUAGAAAAAAAAAUAUCAACUUUCUUUUCGUUCUGGAAAUGGACCUAGUGCCAAUAAGUGCGUUAAAACCACAUAAAAGAAUUUUGAUAAAUGCAUAUACGACCAUCAGAAUGAAUGUGUGUUACGAUUUGGUAGACCUCCAACAACCCACCGAAUUGAUGGUAUCCAUAGAUUUCUUAUCAGCUAUCAAUCAUGGGAGGUUAUGAUCCAUUAGUAUAUGGACAAAAUCGUAUCAGCAUUAUUUUUGUUUAAUUUAGUUUUUUUCAGAGGUUCGAUUAGGAAUUUUGUCCGAAUAUGUAUACUUUGUGAUUGUGUAGGACAUUAAAAGAUCUCCCACAAGUUUAUCAAAUCAUCUAACGAAAAUAAGUUAACGAACUAAUCUUUUUCGUUUUUCGUAUGGAUAAUCAGUGAUUCCAUGGCAUGGCACGCACGAAGUCAUGUGCUGUUCAGAAAAUGGCAGCCACUUAAAACCUGCCAAGCAAUUUGCAAAUUCUUAAUUAGAGUCUGGAUUACAGUCUCAAUUUAGUAGGUCUUAAUCCUUAUUGUUUCAUUCAUUCACGUGGCUCAUUUGCAAAAUUCCAAAAUACAAUAAAGCCAAAAACUGUAAUAAUUCGUAUUUUGGAGUUUAUACCACUGAGCUCAUAAUUUUGAAAGCCAUCUUAAUCAUCUGAUCAGUCAGUAGAUCUACAAGUUUUUUUCCAAAGAUUAAAAAAAGUAAUAGAACUAUCGUAGUCGAAGAAAAACCACCCAUUUUGCCAUAGCAAGAAUUCAAAACUUGAUGGACCACUUUAAUCUUUAUGUCAUAUCAUUAGCUCUUGUCGUCUCCGUAUUGUUUAUAAUUAUCUGGAUCUUUCGAAUUGUGGAUAAAUUUAUAUAAUUUUGUUGGUAAAAAUAUGAGAACACUUCGACCUUUCUCUAUCAAACAUCCAAACUUUUAUCACAUAUUCCCAAAACUUAAGAUGAAUUCAUCAAGUCAGCAUAGCUCUGCAUUUACGUGUGUGAUAACGUUAUUAGAUCAUUAUCAAUAUAUAUUGACCUAAUUAAAAGUUAAACUGACCUAGAAGUAAAACAGUAGAAGUAAUGUGGAAAGAUACUUGACUUUGACAAAAGGUACAGUCCAACAAUAAAUACAUCUAGACCUCUGCCCAUCUACUAUCUACGAUUCAGCUCGACACAACUUGAUAAGUUUCUCUGCAAUCUUCAGUUUUAUUUGUAUAUAUAUUUUUACAAAACAUGCUUACCGGUAAUCACUCGGAUUCCAUCACGUGCCACAUGAAUUUUUCUUCGAGUCACCUGUUUUUAUGUUUCCCCGGCGAUACAAACUAUCAGAUCAGAAUUUACAUUUCGAACAAUUUAGCGUAUUCGAGAAAUUUUGAUUUAGUUCUCUAUAUUGAAAAGUUAUAUACAGUAUAUGAAUCCAAAUUCACCAAGUUAUAAACUUAUACUGGAUAAGUACGUACGUUUAGUCAAGUUGAAACUUCUGUUUGGUUACUUAUCGCACAAGGGGUUAAACAUGUGUUCUUCCUAUUUUCAACUAGAUUCAGUUGUUUAUAAAAUAGUAAAAUGAAAUGGGAAAAGAAAGAUCAUAUUGCAAAUGGAGACAAAGAUCUCCGCGUCUUUAGUUAAAUGAAAUCUCACAUUGCAUAUGGGUCGGUUGCAGCGUUGACAUAUUUAUUGUUAUCGUCUAUCCCAAUGAAACAACUGAAAUAUGAAAUGAGAUACUAUGAGACAUACUAAUUCAUAAACAAAGAUUAUAGUAACAAUUUGACCAGCAAGAAAACUAAACGAAUCAGUGAUUCAGUAGUGAUUUUCUUCGAGGCAAGCAAUUACAUGCAAAUGGAUAGUAUAAAAAGUCACAUUUUUUUUUCCUUUUAAUAUUUGCUACAAUUAAAAAUUAUUAAAUGUUUGGAAGCAUCACUAAAGAAGAAAUUAUCUUUCUUCUCUCUCUAGUCUUUAUCUUAUUUAAUUUCUCCAUCUUCCUUAUGAUCAAAUACCCAAAGCUCCAUCAUCUUUCUAUAUAAAUUACUUGGACAAAUUUAGAAGAAGAAGAUAGGAAAGAAAUAAAACAAAGAACGUUUACUUCAUUGUUAAACUGGAGAUGGUGUUUGGUUGGAGAAAAGCGUUCUGCAAUUCCGUUUCAAGUAAUCAACAACAAUCAUCAUCACACAUUCCUACACCAAGACUCCGAUCAAAGUUUGGUUUUUUCUCAAACCCAUCAACUCCCCGUGUCCAGUCUCCAGGCGGCAGCGGCCGUGGUAGCGGAAUCGGAUGCCGCUCCGCCGCUUCAACCUCAGCCGCUAACCCAUCUCUUCCCACAAGUCCCAAGCUCCAUUGCAGGACUACGAGCAAUGCAACUCCAAGGACCAGUAACAGCUCAACUCCUAAGCUUCUCUCUAACCCUUCUUCCCCUAAAUCAUCAUCCACUCAUGGCGGCGUUUCUCUCCUCCGUGCCACACUUCUUCUCAACAAAAGUAAUAAUAACAGAUGUGGGAUUUGCCUACAGAGAUUGAACUCGGGUCAAAUCAAUUCAACGGCGAUUUUCACGGCGGAGUGUUCACAUUCCUUUCACCUCUCUUGCGCCGUUAAAUUAGACGGCAAACGUUGCCCGUUCUGUUCCGCCGCCUGGAAUUACACGCCGAGGUCGGAUGCUGAGUCUGUGAAUUUAGAAUCCGACCCGGGGAGAGGACCCGAGAUCCGAGAAAUCAAGACGGGAAAAUCGUUAAGAGUGUACAACGACGACGAGACCUUAGCUUACUCGCCCGUUUCUCUUGCUCACUUCAACAGCAUACCGGAAUCAGACGAAAACGACGACGUAGACGAAGAAGGCCAUGAGUUCCCCGGAUUCUUUUCCGAUUCUUCAAUUACUCCGGCGACGUUUUCUGGUUCGAUUCCUCCCAUCUCCGGGACUCUAGAGGUUAAAAUGCUGCCGGAAUCCGCCGUCGUGGAAACAGGGAAAAGGAUCGAGACGCACGUCGUCGUGAUGAAACUGAAGGCGUGUUUACCGUCGUCGUCGACGGCGGACGCGAUUAGAGCGAGCAGGCCGUCGAUAGAUCUGGUGACGGUUCUCGAUUUGAGCAGCGGCGGAGCGAGCUUGCGGACUGUUAAGCACGCGCUGAGACUGGUGAUCUCUCUGCUCCGGGAGAUGGAUCGGCUUUCAAUCGUCGUGUUCUCGACGGGAUCGAAACGGUUAAUGCCGUUACGACGGAUGACGGAUAAAGGACGGCGAUCGGCGCGGCGAAUCGUCGACGCACUCGUCGGAAUCGAAACCGCCGGCGGCGGGGGGAUGAGCGUUAACGACGCGUUGAAGAAAGCGGUUAAAGUCGUUGAAGAUCGGAGGGAGAGGAAUCCGUCGGCUAGUAUUUUUGUUUUAUCCGACGGUCAGGAUCAGCCGGAGGCGGUUUUGAAAGCUAAACUAAACUCCGCGCGUGUGCCUUUCGCCGUUUCCACCACGCGCUUCUAUCGUUCGGAGAUCCCGGUACACUCCGUUUCGAUCGCUUCUCCAAGCGCGUUGCAUCACGCGCCGCUUCGAGACGCGUUCACGGAGCGAAUCGCUUCUUUGCUAAACGUGGUUCUCCAUGACGUCAAGCUUAAUCUCGGUUUAGUCUCCGGUUCUCCGUUGACUGAGAUUUCAGCGGUUUACUCUUUAACGGGUCGGUCGGGGAGUUUCGGAUCCGGUUCGGCUGUUAUCGUCGGCGAUCUGUUCGCGGAGGAGGAGAGAGAAUAUCUUGUUGAGUUCAAAGUACCGACUUCUUCGUCGAGCGGGUCCCACCAUGUAAUGUCCGUACGAUCUUCGGUCGUUGACCCCGCGACGCUUCAGCCAUUGCCUUGUCCGAAAGAAAAACGUUUUUUGAUCCCACGGCCACAGGCCGUCCGAUUCGCAUCUUCGAGCAUCGAACGGUUGAGGAAUACACACUUGGUGUGUCGCGCUGUAGCUGGUUCACGCAAGCUGAUUGAGCGUGAUGAUUUUGCUGGAGCAUAUCAGCUUCUAACGACGGCUCGGUCAAACGCUUCUGAUGAUAGCUUAAUGAGCCUGGACGCUGAGUUAGCUGAGCUAAGCCGGUUGAAACCGAGAAUCGGUUUAGCAAACCGAACCGAAGAGAAACCUGAGCAACUUACGCCGACUUCGGCUUGGAAAGCGGCCGAGAAAUUGGCGAAAGUGGCUAUCAUGAGGAAGCAUUUAAACCGAGUCAGCGACAUGCACGGCUUGGAAAACGCCAGAUUUUAAGUUUUUUUUUUCUCUUAAAAAAUCUUAGUUAUUUUUGAAGGUAUGGUAUAUAAUUAUUUCAGAAACCAAUAAUUUAGUAAGGAAAUAAUAAUAAGUAUAAAAUGAUAGAAGUGUGAUUUUUUGAAAGGGACACUAUAGGUGCAUGAUUGCGACAAGCAGUAGCCGACGGGUGUGGCCUUUUUUGUAAUGCAGAGAUUGGUAUUGGAGAAUUAAUUGGUCUUUUUAGCUUUUAUCA
This is a messenger RNA of Brassica rapa (field mustard), 9100 nucleotides long. Its product is annotated as probable E3 ubiquitin-protein ligase WAVH2. The record is from RefSeq and is a predicted model, not a curated record. NCBI's taxonomy places the organism in Eukaryota, Viridiplantae, Streptophyta, Magnoliopsida, Brassicales, Brassicaceae.